Molecule: messenger RNA, 663 nt
Organism: Prorocentrum cordatum
Lineage: Eukaryota; Dinophyceae; Prorocentrales; Prorocentraceae
Source: the annotation of a GenBank genome assembly
AAUCGGUGCAACUGGGCAUCUGCCUCAGAGAAACAGGCUGUCGACUUCUGAGUCUGAAUCGUGCCCUGGGCAUGUUUUGACUAUUUGUGAAUACUCCUCCUGUGGAGGGACAGGCCCGACUUCAAGCGAAAAGCCAGUCGCAAUCGCGACACCAUCGUAGCUGCAGCCGAUGCGAGAACCCACGAGCACGCACGAGGCGGACGACAGCUUGCUUCAUGGCAUGCCGGAAGAGAAGCCUGACAUCCUGCCCCCGCGCACCUGCACGGUUUCCCCCAGGGCCGUAGGCGACCCGAGGAGAAGGAGGAGGGAGGGAGGGAGGAGGGAGGGAGGGAGGGAGAGAAGGAGGAGGAGGAGGAGCAGGAGGAGGAGAGAGGACGGGUCACCAAAGCCCUUCGGAGAAACCCUCCAGAGGAGGGCAGCCUGUCGGCCCCUCGAGGGCGAGGCCUUCUCUUGGAAGGUGCCACACCAGACCCUCCAAGGGCGAGCCCCUCUCGGGGGCCAGGAGAAGCGGGGGGGCGGGGCCAGCGGAGUGAGAGGGGCAAAGGGGGCCGCGAAGCCUGAGAGAGGUCAUGGCCCCGACCAGUACAGCCGCACCCCCCUGGUCCUCGCCCCCCUGCUCGACCGCGGGCAAGCCCCGCGCUCGAAGUGUCCCUGAACCCCCGG